AUCGAUAAGACAUUUCUGAUUCUGUUUAUCUUUAUUUCCUUUGUGGCAAAAGUUCCCAUCGUUGGUUGGUUCCCGCAAACGUGCCUUGAAUCCGGAGUUUCCCUGCGGUCCCUGAAGGCAGCACGGAGAGGAAGGAGCCGUGGCAGCGCUGCUGUCACAAAGCUAACGCUGCUGUCACGAAGCUAACGCUAACGUCCAUGAACCGCUGCAGCUUUGUCAACAUGCUCCUCCGUGUUCAUCCAGGCUGUGUGUCGACCGAUCGUAGCUCUGCUGCUUCCUCUACAGCCUGUUAACACUUUCACGAUGGAGUGUUUGAACGAGCCCAGCUAGCCCAGCUAGCAUACUCUUUCUUCGUCGUAGCUACAAUCAUUGGAGCAGCUAACCAGAACGAGCUGUUGUUAGCUUAAAGCUGCUGAACAUGGCGAUUGUGUCUGGUUCCUGUGCCAGGGUGAACGGCUCCAGGAAUGGGCCGUCGGUGUCAGCUACACCUUCUGGAUCUGUGGGGCAGUCUCAGCCCAUGAUCGCGGUGUGGGAAUGGCAGGAUGACCUGGGGUACUGGCGGCCUUACAGCGGCCAGGUGAGCGCCUACAUCGAGCGGUGUCUGGCUCCGCGGGGCCAGAGAGGAGGGGGACCCGGCUCAACGAGCAUCUGCCUCGGACAAUCAGACCCCAGCCUGUCGCCUUAUCUCAUCGACAUACCGAGCCUGAAACAGUUCCGGCAGGACACAGGAAAGACCCGGUCCGUUCGCCGCUCCCUGUUCGCCCAGUCCUCGGGCCUGGGCAGUGGUGUGUACUGGGAAUGGGCCAACGAUGAAGGAGGUUGGACUCCGUAUGAGACUCGAACCUCCAUCCUUCUGGAGCACAGCUACCAGGCCCGCCAGGGUACGGCAGACCUGGGUCCACAUGGAUACAACUACAUCGUGGAUCUCACAUCUUUGGCACAGGUCAACAAAGCGACGGGCUUCAGGCGGCAGGUCCGACGGCAGUGUAACCUCCCCUACCCGCUGGCCUCUGCCGGACCGCCGGCCAUCCCGUCGGGCCCGGCCUGCUCCUGUCAGCAGUGUUUGAGCCACAGCAGCACCGGACCCAUGCCCAGCCGCUCACGACACUCCUUCUCGUCAGGCAGCCUGAACCGGCCCAGCCUCCAGGGGCCAGGACGGGCUGUAGCUGCUCACCCCACCUCUGUCUACUCCCCGUACCCCAGGAGACCCCUCUCAGUGGGGGGCAUGUCCUGGGGCAGCCCCUGGCCUCCCCCGGCCUCUGGUAGUCAGCUGUCUGCUCCCCUGCUGACCAGUUCGUCCAGUGCCAACGGGUUGAGCGUUCCCUCCAUCUCUGUGCAGCUGAACGGAUCCACCAGUGUGAGCUCUGCCCUGGCAGGCAUGGCCUCCAUUUUGAUGUCAGCAGUGGGACUCGGCGUGCACUUCACCUCUGCCCCCCUCCCUCAGCAGCAGCAGCAGCUUCAGCAGCAGCAGCAGCAGCAGCAGCAGCAGCAGCAGCUUCAGCAGCAGCAGCAGCUUCAGCAGCUCCACCAGCAGCAGCAACCUGCUCCCUUCUCUCUUCCUCCUCCUCUCCUCCCCCCCGCCAGCAGGCCCAGCAAGCCCCCCACCUCCACCUCCACCAGCAGCAGCAGCAGCAGCAGUUCAGUUAGGAGAGCAAAGAGGCAGCACAGGAGAGCGUCGGCUCAGAGACCUGAGGAGGUGAUCCAGCGCUACAUGGAGGUGGUGGCCGGAGUACCAGACGAGGACUGCAUCAUCUGCAUGGAUCAGCUGUCCAAUCCGUCCGGCUACGAGACAGCGUCCUCGGAGGAGGGAGGACAGAGCAUCCUGCCAGACACUGUGGGGAAGUUCAUCAAGUGUGGACAUACACUGCACAUGCUCUGCAUGCUGGCCAUGUACAACAACGGGACAAAGGACGGCAGUCUGCAGUGCCCCUCGUGUAAGACAAUCUACGGAGAGAAGACCGGCACGCAGCCAAAAGGCAAGAUGGAGAUUUACAGCAUCGCCCAGUCGCUGCCGGGUCACGCAGACUGUGGCACCAUCCAGAUCAUCUACAGCAUCCCACCUGGAUUACAGGGUCCAGAACAUCCGAACCCCGGACAGCCGUUCACCUGUAGAGGCUUCCCUCGCUUCUGCUUCCUACCAGACAACGACAAAGGCAGGAAGGUCCUGGAGCUGCUGAAGGUGGCGUGGAUGCGUCGCCUCAUCUUCACAGUGGGAACGUCGAGCACCACCGGCGAGCCCGACACGGUGGUGUGGAACGGCAUCCACCACAAAACAGAGAUGAUGUCCAACCUGUCGGGCCACGGCUACCCCGACCCAAACUACCUGGACAAUGUUCUGUCUGAGCUGGCCUCUCAGGGCGUGACAGAGGACUGCCUCAAACCUCCGGGCGGCGGCAGCGGCAGCGGCAGCAGCAGCUAGGUCACAGCUCCCAGCUCCACACGCUCCCUCUCGCUGCUGAGUCAACCCUUCAGAGUCCACCUGAUAUCCAGGUGGACCUCGUGCACCCUCUGUUUGUUAGUCAGUUCAUGUCAGCAUCCGAGCGAAGGGGGAAGUGAGCGGGACGGACGUGUGGAAGCGUCGAGGAGCUCUGCUACAUUCCUGCUCAUCAUGUAUUCCAGGAGAUAAACUCAGAAACGCUGAGCCUCGUUCUCAUCCUGGAGAUUGUGCUUCUGUUUUAUUUUUGUUUCAUUUUCCAUCAAGAGCCUCAUCUGUGUCCCCGAGUCCAGCUCCCACGAGACGGGCAGCUCUCACCGGGGAUGAAAAUCUCAUUAAGCACUUUAGUUCUGACGGUGCAUUUAGCUGACGAGAUGGUGAAGGGCAGGUAACUUGUUUUCAAAUUGGGAGGUUAUGCAAUUAAAGUGUUUCUGCUGAAAAGCUUUGUGUUGGACACAAAGACACACUGAAACUUCUAGUAGCAACGUGAGAAUAUAUUAGCCUGAUCUGAUGAGACGAGGCAACACUGACCUGAUGUACAUAAACAUUAAACAAACAGUGAUGUAAAAAAAAAAAAAAAGAAGAAGAAGAAGAAGAAGCUGGUCGGGAGAGUAAAGUUGUCUUUUUUAACAUUUUAUCACUAAUUUGAUGAUCUUACUGACGUCUAAUGCACUCCUCACAGUUUCAUUUCUCGACUCUGCAGCGACUCGUCUGCAGGCGCCGUUUGUCACUUAAUGUUUCUGUUGCCGUGCGAGAGGACGAGGUGACAUCACUUCCUUUUGUCCCAACAGACGGCGAACAUGAGAUUAAAGGAAAAAAAGAGAACAUUUUACAGUGUGACAAUCAAGGUCAUCGAACUCGUCUUGAUUAAACAAGACACGUGGAGCUGCGGCGAGCGCGUUAACGCUCCCGCCGGCUGCAGCCUCACCUCCUGUAUCCACAUGCAUUAAUCUGCUCACAGUACUGCAGUUCAGUCGCUGAAACGACUCGUGUAUACAAGCAAAACUGGAAAAAAAAAGUCUGCAAUAAAGAAAUACAGCAACUGAA
This is a messenger RNA of Acanthopagrus latus (yellowfin seabream), 3481 nucleotides long. It is a transcript of the gene dtx2, whose product is annotated as deltex 2, E3 ubiquitin ligase. Gene Ontology annotation, cellular component: nucleoplasm. The transcript is spliced from 9 exons. Lineage: Eukaryota; Metazoa; Chordata; Actinopteri; Spariformes; Sparidae. Bases 419 to 2419 code for a protein of 666 amino acids. The record is from RefSeq and is a predicted model, not a curated record. Gene Ontology annotation, molecular function: zinc ion binding; ubiquitin protein ligase activity. Gene Ontology annotation, biological process: Notch signaling pathway; protein ubiquitination.